Molecule: messenger RNA, 351 nt
Organism: Echinostoma caproni
Lineage: Eukaryota; Metazoa; Platyhelminthes; Trematoda; Plagiorchiida; Echinostomatidae
Source: the annotation of a GenBank genome assembly
AUGGGGGAUAAUGGUGACUUUGAUCUUUGCGAGUGCAUAAAUGGACACGAAGCUGCAAUGCGUCGGUUGCUGGGGAUGUUGAGGCAAUCACAAGCUUUUUGCAGUGACAGCUCCUGUGUUGAUGAUUUAACGCCUGUUCCGCGAGGGGACACUAAUCCCCUGACAAUGACAUAUAUGAUUUUCGCGGCACUAAUGUUCGCUAUCAUAGGAAUAAUUUUUCAGGCUAGAGUUGGGCGCAACACUGAUGGCAAACCAAGAAGUGGCUUUUCAAGGGUUGGUAUUCCCAUUUCGUUUUGUUGUUUUUCAAUCUCCGUGCCCUUAUGCUUUUGUUCCUGUGACAGUUUAAAUUAA